GGCGUGUGCGGGCUGCGGGCGUGUGCGUGUGAGUCUCGAUGAUUAUGACGGCUGGUGGUGGAAGAGAUCGAAGAGAUUUGCAUUACGUUUGGCAUGAGUAUCAGAAGUAUUUAAAACCGCAAGUUUGCCAAUUUUCUUCUCCCUUUCUCUGUCUUCUUUCUUCACUUGAGAAUAACCGCGCGAGAGAGCGAGGAUAAGGGAGAGGAGCGCGAGGUUGCGCGCGAGGAUGAGCCUCAGUCUCACGAAAUUGUUCUCGAAGAAGAGGAGCGGUCACCCGGUCGACAACACCGUGGCCGCGGAGAUCGGUUUGCCUACCAACGUCUCACACAAAUUCCACGUGAGCAAAAAUGCGGAGACCGGGCAGCUUGAGGGUCUGCCGGACCCGUGGAUACGUCUGCUCAACACCCAGAUCACCAAAUCGGAGCAGGACGAGCAUCCCGAUGCCGCGUUGCAGGCCAUCAAGUUCUAUAAUUAUUCGAUCAAGCGCAGACCGCAGGACCAGGAGGUCUUCAAGCCGCUCGUCACGCAGGACCUGAUCGAGGAGGAGUCGCAGGAGAUCGACAACAUCCUGACGAAGAAGUAUCGCUCGGACGGCUCUGACAAUGAUCGCUUGACCUCCGAGGGCUCGACGGACGAACAGACGUUGCCUGAGCUGCCGCCGAAAGUGAACAAGCCGCCGAAACCGCCAAAACCACCGAAACCACCAAAGCCGACGCCUCGCAAGUGCAAUGACAGAGUAGAGAAGACCCUCACCGAGAUCCUGGAGGAUCUGAAUACCUUUGACAUCAGCGACGGUGAGAACGAACUGCCACGGGAGGAGGAGGAGAAUGUUUCGCCGAGCAGAAUAGAGGAGAGUCCCAUCCUGCGAAGAAAGACCGAGUGUACAGAUGUAAAACUCAGUGAUGAACAGGUGUAUGAGGAACUCCGGGCUAUCUGCCAACGUGGGGAUCCCAACUUGCGCUUCGAGAAAACUAAAGAGGUAGGCGCUGGUGCCUCUGGGACUGUGUUCAUAGCUACCGACCUUCAGCAUGGUCAAAAGGUAGCCAUAAAGGACAUAGAUUUGUCAAAGCAGCCAAAGAAAGAGUUGAUAUUAACCGAGAUUAAGAUCCUCAAGGAGUUUCAACAUCCAAAUCUGGUCAAUUUCCUCGAUGCUUACCUGGUGAACGAGCACCUCUGGGUAGUCAUGGAGUUACUGGAGGGUGGACCGCUCACGGAUGUAGUCACCGAGACUGUGAUGAAGGAGGCUCAAAUCGCAGCAGUCUGCAGAGAGGUCAUCAAGGCGAUAAGCUUCCUGCACACCAGGGGCAUCAUUCACAGAGACAUUAAGUCGGACAAUGUGCUGUUGGGCAUGAAUGGUGCGGUGAAGGUUACAGAUUUUGGUUUUUGCGCGAAUAUCGAUGGUGAUGAGAAACGACAGACUAUGGUCGGCACUCCAUAUUGGAUGGCGCCGGAGGUGGUGACGAGGAAGCAAUAUGGCAAGAAAGUGGAUAUCUGGUCGCUAGGUAUAAUGGCUAUAGAAAUGAUAGAGGGAGAACCACCUUACAUGAAGGAGACCCCACUGAGAGCGUUAUACUUGAUCGCUGCCAUCGGUAGACCCUCCAUUCCAAGAUGGGAUAGCCUUAGUCCGACGUUCCAAAAUUUUCUGGAGAGAUGUCUCGCUGUGGAAGUCGAUGAGAGAGCAACCGCCGACGAGUUGCUCUCUCAUCCGUUCCUACAAAACUGUGCAGAAUUAUCUACACUCACGCCACUGAUCCGUGUAGCACAGAAAAUUCUCCAAAAAGCGUUUCGUUAAUUAUUAUCGUUAAAGAAUUUCAUACUGUAACAUUCACAAUAUACCGUUUCACGAUACUUCAUUGCUUGUAUAUAUUGAAUUAAAGAACGAAAAGAAAA
Molecule: messenger RNA, 1890 nt
Organism: Solenopsis invicta (red fire ant)
Lineage: Eukaryota; Metazoa; Arthropoda; Insecta; Hymenoptera; Formicidae
Gene: Pak3
Product: serine/threonine-protein kinase PAK 1
Exons: 1
Coding region: 227-1792 (521 amino acids)
Biological process (GO): regulation of axonogenesis; regulation of MAPK cascade; intracellular signal transduction
Cellular component (GO): cytoplasm
Molecular function (GO): protein serine/threonine kinase activity; ATP binding
Source: RefSeq, a predicted model, not a curated record